Messenger RNA from Rotaria sp. Silwood1, 970 nucleotides. NCBI's taxonomy places the organism in Eukaryota, Metazoa, Rotifera, Eurotatoria, Philodinida, Philodinidae. The record is from the annotation of a GenBank genome assembly.
AUGGAAUGCAAUGCUUGUGAACUUAAUGGUUUAAGUAAAAAUAUAUCUGAUAGUAUUAGAUUCAACAUUAAUUCAGAUAAUUAUUUAGCAACGGAUUCAGAUUCUUCAUCAGAUUCUGAAUCUGAUUAUGAUGAUGGAGCAAUGGAAAGUCAUGAAUUUUAUAGUGAUCUAAUCAAUGUGGAUGAAGAAGAUAAAGAUGCGGCAAUGACACAAAACUUUGAUGAAAUUAAAACUGAGAAAAUAAAUUUUACUGGUAUGCGUAUAUUCGAUUCGAUUAAUCCAGCAAUGAAAAACUCCUAUUUUCAAGUGCAAAUAAAUAACAAGACUAAAUUUAUACACAAGCAAACGGCUUGUUGGUUAUUGGCCGACAAAGUUAGCCGCUUAUCGGCUGAUAGAUUAUCGCGAGUGAUAGAAACAAACAAAAAGGAUUGAAAAUCUUCAUUAGAUUGAUCUGGAUAGAUGGAAAAUUUCUUAUAAAAAUAAACCACUUCAUUCAAAAAGCAUUCACUUAUUUAUUAUCAUAUUUUCUAAGAUCAAACAAACUUGAAUUUUUUCCAGUGCAUUAAAAAAAACAAUAAAAAGUUCACCUUUCUACUAAAAUAAGACCGUCGAAAACAAGACGAUUUCAUUGGUUUCUUGUGAAUUUUCAUGCACGAAAUGUAUUUCAAAGCUUCCAGAAGACUUCUAGAGACUUCAAGAGACUUUAAAAGACUUCAGGAGACUUCAUCAGACUUCAAGAGACUUCAUCAGACUUCAAGAGAUUUCAUCAGAUUUCAAGAGACUUCAUCAGACUUCAUCAGACUUUAGGAGACUUUAGAGACUUCAAGAGACUUUAUGAGAAUUCAUGAGACUUCAAGAGACUUCGAAAGACUUUCAAGACUUCAUGAGACUUCAGUCGUGAAGUCUCCGCUGUUUCCCCCUUGCAUGAAAAGUAAAAUUGAUGGAUCUCAAAAGUCUUUCGUAUGAAACG